AUGGACCCGAGCGGUGGCGCCGCCGCCAGAUUCCGCAUCCGGAGAACCACUUCCUCCUCCUCCGAUCGGUUUCUCGACGUCUUCACUCUCUCUCCUCCCCUCUCCUCCGCCGUCGGCGACGACCUCGACGAAGACGACGUUUUCUGGACCGGCGACUUCGCCGACCACAACCAUUCCUCCACCUCUCAUUCCACUUACUCCUCUCCUCGCUCCCAUCAUCACCACGGCGUCGGCCGGGCGGAGAAUUUUGGCAUCCUCGCUGCAUUGCCUCCGGUGACGGAAUCGGAUCAGACUCGCUCUGUUUUCAACCACAAGGCUUCGACGUCGGUCUCUUCGUCGACGUCUUCGACUUCGUCGUCGUCGAGGAUGAUUCCGAAGAAACCGCCUCUGGAUCGGAAUAGCUCGUUGAAGUUCCAUCAAUCGGCGCCGGUGAAUGUGCCAGUGAUGACGGAGGCAAUGCGGAGGAGCCGUGAGAUGCGCCAAUUCGAUGAUAUUUAUGACGAUGAUGAUGAUGAAGUGGAUGGUGAGAUGCUACCACCUCACGAGGUCGUUGCUUCGAGGCAGUCACCAUUGGUUGCCUGUUCUGUUCUUGAAGGUGUUGGAAGGACUCUUAAAGGGAGAGAUCUGCGUCAGGUUCGGAAUGCGGUGUUUCGGAAGACAGGUUUUAUUGAUUGA
Messenger RNA from Camellia sinensis, 675 nucleotides. RefSeq names its product protein S40-7. The record is from RefSeq and is a predicted model, not a curated record. NCBI's taxonomy places the organism in Eukaryota, Viridiplantae, Streptophyta, Magnoliopsida, Ericales, Theaceae.